This is a messenger RNA of Podospora pseudocomata, 1674 nucleotides long. RefSeq lists its product as uncharacterized. The record is from RefSeq and is a predicted model, not a curated record. The transcript has a single exon. NCBI's taxonomy places the organism in Eukaryota, Fungi, Ascomycota, Sordariomycetes, Sordariales, Podosporaceae. The coding region runs from base 1 to 1674 and encodes 557 amino acids.
AUGCCCGACACCUCUCGCCAAACCUUGCCACACGUCCAUGAUGUGGUCAUCAUUGGUGCCGGGCCUUGUGGUCUAGCAGUAGCAGCACGACUCCGUGAAAAGGCUCCAGGUGCUAUUUUCACAGACGAAGAGCACAGGAGACACCGGUUUUUGCAUCGCUAUGGACGAUCCAUGCCGCUGAAGCAAGUGAGAAACGGUCGGUUCACAUGCUGCGGCCGCCCAACGGUAAGCGAUACACAAGAUCUCGAUAUCAUGGCGCUCGAUGCCACCCAUGACGACUGGUGUGGCCGCUGGAACAAGCUGUUCAAGUGCUACGACAUUGAACAUCUCCGAAGUCCCAUGUUCUGGCACGUUAGCCCAGUUGACCGCGAUGCUCUCCUUGGGUACGCCUAUUCGCAGAACCGGGAGAAUGAGUUGCUCGAGAUUCACCACUGUGUCGGAAAAGAAGUCAGCAAGCACAUGCGGAAGAGGACCCGGACGCAGAAGUGCUCAGCCCACAGUGCUUGCAACGCCAGAGUUGAGAUCAACGAACGGGACCGCAUCGACUACUUCAACCCUUCUCAGGCCCUCUUCUCUGAUCAUUGCCGUGCAGUCGCUAGCAGGUACCAUCUCUGCGAUGGUGUCGUCAAGAAAGAGUCCGUCCAAGACAUCAGCUUCGACGUGGUCCAAGGCAUCUCUGUCAACGACGAACCCCUCUUCACAGUCACCACAGACCGGGGCCCUCAGUAUGCCCGAACCGUCGUCCUCUCUGUCGGACCAGCAAAUCAACCUUCCAUCCCACGUCACGCCUUCAAAGCCUUCUCGGCAACAGAAUCCCUCCCUCAAGUCUGCCACAGCACCCAAAUCGAAACCUUCCCCGACACCGUCGUUCGCACCAGGAUGACCAACGGCCAGAGAACCAAGGUCCUCGUUAUCGGCGGCGGUCUCACCUCAGCCCAACUUUCUGACCUCGCCAUCCGCAAAGGCGUCACCAAAGUUUGGCACCUGAUGCGCAGUCCGAUUGCCAUCAAGACCUUCGACGUCGAGCUCAGCUGGAUGAGCAAAUACCGCAACCUCGAACAGGCCUACUUUUACUCUGCCGACACGGACGAGGAGAGAUUGCAGAUGGUGAGAGCUGCCAGGGGAGGUGGGAGCAUUCCACCGAGAUACCACAAAAAGUUGAAGGAUCACAUCUCUCGUGGCAGGCUGGAGUUGCGGACGGAGACAAAGUUGGUGAAUGCGCAGUUUGUAACCACUGAGGCGGGUGGUCGGUGGAAGGUCGAAACUGAGCCGGCGAUUGAGGGUAUACCGUCAUUCGACUUCAUCUAUUUUGCGACGGGAAUUGAGACAGACGUUGCUGCGCUACCGUAUCUGCAGACCAUGAGGGAAACGCACCCCAUUGAUGAGAUGGGAGGGCUGCCGUGCUUGACUGAGCAAUUGAAGUGGAAAGAUGACGUGCCACUUUUUGUGACAGGAAGACUGGCUUCGCUGAGGUUGGGAGCUGCUGGUCCAAAUCUUGGUGGGGCGCGGACGGGUGCUGAGCGGAUUGCCUUGGCCAUUCAGGAGCAUUUUGAGGAGUGCAAACGCGAGGAUAAGAUCAGUGGGGACAUCGCUGCCGCCGAUAAGGACGAGAAUGAGUGGGAGCGGUUUGUGCUUGGGCGCGGAAGCAAGUAUUCAUGUUUGGUCGAGCACUAG